AUGGGCAUGGCGGGGCAGGUGGUGAAAGUGAAGAGGGCGGCAUUAGAGGCAUGCAUGACAUGUCCUCUCUGCGAUAAGCUACUCAGGGAAGCUACGACCGUCUCUCUCUGCCUCCAUACGUUUUGCAGAAAAUGCAUAUAUGGCAGACUCUCAGAUGAUGAAGUUGAUACCUGUCCGGUAUGCGAUAUCGACCUGGGUUGUCUGCCAGAGGAGAAACUCAGGCCGGAUCACAAUCUGCAAGAUAUAAGAGCUAAAAUAUUUCCAUCUAAAAGAAGAAAAGUUGAGCCUGCUACCGAAGUUGUCACUUCAGUCGCACUGCCAGCAAAGAGAAAAGAGAGAUCCUUAUCAUCUCUGGUUGUCAGCACUCCCAAAGUGCCCGUAGAAACUGGUUCAACCGGGAGAAGAUCCAAACCUGGACCAAGAAAACCUUCUGGGUUACGAGGUUGUAGUUUUACCACUGAAGAAUCAAACAAAGAUGAAGAAGAAGAUUCUGCAGAAGCAGAAGAUGAUCAUCAUCCAAUCAGCUCAAGCUCCCCUGAGUCCCAGAAUAAAAUUCCACAAAGGAAAAGGCAGCAAUCCGCUGCUGCUGAGCCUUCUAAUGGGCAGCAACAAAUGGAUGGAAAUGGUGAGGAUGAUGGUGAAGUAGUGGAAGGGAAAGCUGAUCUGUGGACACCCUUAAACUGUCUAGUUGAAGCUGCUAACAGAACCAAGUCAUUGAAGUCAAACUCACAACAAUUGCAGUCUGUUGCCAACUCAGAGAUUUUUUCGACUGUACCUGAUCUCGAAUCCAGAACCCUAGAUAAGCAAUUGAAUGUAGAGUCUCCUAUUGUUGGUCAGUGUGGAGAAACAUACAUCCUCCAUGAGAGCAAAAAUAAAGAACCCGAUCAGGGAUUCAAUGGUGAAGAUGAUGAUAAGGGGUCAAAUAAUCCGACUGCACCACCAGUCAAGCGUAGAAGGUUAACAGCAGCAAGAAGGAGGGCAGCUUUGUCAGAAGAGCUCAGUGCCUCAGCACAGGCUGUACUGGAUUCUACGAUGAACAGGGCAAACCGGAGAAACUGCGCUGUUUGGUUCUCGUUGGUUGCCUCGGAGAAGAGGGGAGAUGCUUCACUGCCACAGAUUCCUGCUUGUUACUUGAGGAUCAAGGAUGGUAAAAUGCCAGUGUCAUUCAUUCAGAAGUACAUUGUGAAGAAACUUGAGCUUAGCAGUGAGGCUGAAGUGGAGAUAAUGUGCCAAGGACAGCCGGUGGUUCCAACGCUGCAACUGCACAACUUGGUGGACUUAUGGUUCAGGAAUGCAUCGACCAAGAGAGUGGAAGUACCUGUGGGUUCUUCUGCCAGGGACUUUGUAAUGGUCCUGUCUUACUGUCGUAAGCUCCAGCAGCAGGCUUCUUAG
Messenger RNA from Linum trigynum, 1392 nucleotides. The record is from the annotation of a GenBank genome assembly. Lineage: Eukaryota; Viridiplantae; Streptophyta; Magnoliopsida; Malpighiales; Linaceae.